This is a messenger RNA of Diatraea saccharalis (sugarcane borer), 579 nucleotides long. The record is from the annotation of a GenBank genome assembly. NCBI's taxonomy places the organism in Eukaryota, Metazoa, Arthropoda, Insecta, Lepidoptera, Crambidae.
AUGUACAGGACACCAGUAGCGUCCCCCUCAAAAACUGCAAGGAGAUUUUCGCAGGAUACUCCCUCACCAUCACCGAAGGGAGAAGAAAAACAGGAGGCCAUAAAAAUGUUCAUAAAUAGAACACAAACAAAACGAAGAUCCUUAGAAGUAAAGAAAAAAUAUGACACCAAAUUAAAACUAGGAAUAAAGGAUGAAACUGUACAGGAAUUACUAAAACAAGCCAUGCAAUUAUUCGAGGAAACAGCGGAAACCGUAUACGGACAAAUGAGGAGGGACGUCAAGGCAAAACUGGAAGAAAUCGCGGAUAAAGGAUUGAUAACGAUGUUUGAAAUCAGCAGGAAAAUAACAGAACAAGGAGAAAUGGGAAAAGAAGAGAAGGAAGGAGGUAUAGAAAUACAAUUGAAGGAAAUGAGAAGGAACAUGGAAGAAUGGAGAAAUAAAAAAGAGCAAGAAGAGGAAAAAAGACAAGAAGUAAAAGAAAUCAUAAUAAACACAAGAGAAGAAAUGAAAGAGAUAACAAAAAGGAUAGAGACCUCCGAAGACAAUAUAGUAGCAGAAGUAAUAGAUUUGGAGAGGUAA